GGAUGAUGACAGAGAAAUCGCUCCAUCUCCUCUUCUGCUUAGCUUUCUCUAGAAAAGAAGCAGACAUAAUCUCCCAAUCCCGCAACCCAAUUCUUUGAAUAUAUUGUGCAUGAUUGUUCCUUUUGCCUUUAUUUCUUGGUGGUUUAUUUUUGUUUUGUUGAGGGAGAUGGGAAGGAAUCAAGAAAGCAAAGCAGGGGUGUUCUUCAUGGCGACUUUAGUGAUGUGGGCUGUCUCAGUUCUCUUUGAAAUCGGGUUCAAUAAGCGCUCUGAGCUGCUUCCAAUCAUUGGGGGCUUCUUGUUUUACCAAUCUGCCAACUGGGUCAUCCGCAAUUACCUCUCUCGUGAUCCUCUUUUUGUUAAUACCUGUGUUUCUCUGCUCCAUUCCUCCAUUACCUCUGCUACAGUGGUCAUUAUCAUAAUCAAUCGGUGGAUGACAAGUAGUACAAAAGACAUGUUUGAGCAUUCGCAGUUGGUUGAGACUACUUGGCCUGGAGCAUAUGCAGCUUUGUGCAUCUCAAGUGGUUACUUUGCUUAUGAUCAGGGGGAUAUGUUACUUUAUCAUCUAUACAGUGGUCCAAUCCCUUCUAUCUUAUCUCAUCAUCUUAUACUCCUGAUUUGCUUUAUUCUUGCCCUAUAUCGGAAUGUUACAAUCAACUAUCUCAUUCUCACCUUGAUUUGUGAGCUGCAUUCAGUAAUUUUGCACAUGCGAAAGGUGCGGCGGAUGACUGGUGUUCGUGAUGCCCGCAUCAAAGUUGUGAAAAUAGAAUGGGUUGUCAACCUGAUUACCUUUGUUUUAGCAAGAUUUUCGUCUCAUGUUCUAAUCACUGUGAAGCUAAUCAGAGACGCUUCCAAGUUUGGCAAAGGUGUGGAACUUCCGCUUGCACUCUUCGGAAUGGCUGGAAUGAACUUGCUUAAUGUAUUUUUGGGCAUUGAUCUGUUUAAAGCAUAUCAAAGAGAGAGGAGAACUCGAAAUGUAUCUUCAAAAUCAUCAUGAAUGACUGACUUGAAGGCCAAAAGUUGCUGUUCUUGUUAACCAAAUUACAGGUUAAUUAUUCUUUCUUUCUUUUUGUCUUGGCAAAUGGGGUUUUGGGGUGGGAUGGUUAUAUCUUAUUGUAGGAUUCAUUAGUACGUACAAUUGUACAUGGCAUGUUUUGUAUACAUACACAUGAGAGGAAAAAAGCAGGGGAAUUUUCGUUAAGAAACAGGUGAAGUGAUGGUAUCCAGUUGCUUUCAGUGGGAUGCACUUUCAUA
Molecule: messenger RNA, 1251 nt
Organism: Coffea eugenioides
Lineage: Eukaryota; Viridiplantae; Streptophyta; Magnoliopsida; Gentianales; Rubiaceae
Product: TLC domain-containing protein 2
Exons: 3
Coding region: 110-994 (294 amino acids)
Biological process (GO): regulation of membrane lipid distribution; membrane assembly; phospholipid homeostasis
Cellular component (GO): plasma membrane
Source: RefSeq, a predicted model, not a curated record